Pelobates cultripes (western spadefoot toad) is the source of this 4278-nucleotide messenger RNA. Lineage: Eukaryota; Metazoa; Chordata; Amphibia; Anura; Pelobatidae. The record is from the annotation of a GenBank genome assembly.
AGUCAACUUGCACAACUACCACAGAAAGGUGAGUUGCUCUCUUGUGGCUUACACAGAGAAUUCUGAUAAACCAAAGCCUAUCAUACUAUGACCUUUUGCGUUCUUGUCUUAUAUCUCUUUAUUCUAGGUAUUUACUUUGUGUCCUUGAGCUCUCCAUCAAUCAAUCAUGCUGCGUUUGUUGCUGCUUCUUGCGGCCCUGUGUGCAGUUACCUAUGGUACGUUCUGUAUGCAUUUAAAUGGUGCAGGUGCAACGGGGCUGUGAAAUGUGUAGGGUAGUUUUUUUGCAAUGCAUUUAUACCAACACACAGUUAUCAAAGCAUCAUUCUUAGUGUACUUAGGAUUAGGUACAGGGCAUGUACAGUUAGUGUAAGGCCACUGUCUGUUUCGGACUCCUCUGCAUCCCUUCUCAGAAGGUUGCUACAUUUGUCAGGAGCGUUUACCAAAAAUAAUGCACCAGUGCACUUUUGGCCCUAGCCGAUCGGGUCCUCGUGUCUGUUGAAUGGCUCACUGAUUUUGAUGCACCUGCAUCAAUUUAUUUCAAACCAGGAGUACCCUUGCCCAGGAUUACUAUGGUCCAAUUCCCUGGUAGUAGGGCAAACUGUUUAGCAACACUUUGCCCCCUUACCUAGGUCCCCGCAUAAGUUGAAAGCCAUGGCUUGUACCAUUUAUUAGUUGAGAGUAUCAGCUGAUCGCCAUGGCUUUUACCAUUUAUUAGCUGAGUAUCAGCUGAUCGCUACGGCUUUUACCAUUUAUUAGCUUAGAGUAUCAGCUGACUGCUCUCAGCCAAUGAUUGACAUUCUAUACAAUGAAAGUUGCCCUGAAUUGACUUUAACCAGCCCAGAAUUCUUUGAUGCUCAAUGAUGCUGUCGGAGUUGGGAGUUACACCUUCAGCAGCAGAGGGUUAAAAUAAAUAUAUGCAGCAUUUCAUAGUGAAACGCUGCACAUACAGACUUCAGAUACAAUAACCACUUUAAAUCACUGAAAUGUUCAUGGUGCUUGGAAUUACCCAUUAUUUAAAAACUUAGAGGUGGCGGGUUCACUUUAUAAGAGAAUCAGGCUUAGUCCUCAUUUUGUUAAACUAAAGUAAAUAAAAAUUAGCACUUCUGACCUUAAAAUAUAUAUGUGAAUUUCUCUCCCUUUCAGGUCAAUGUCCCACCAUUCUCACUAAGUCCCAGUGGGGCGGACGUGCGGCCACUUGCAGAACCGCAAUGGCAACACCUGUCACCUAUGUGGUCGUCCACCACACUGAGGGAACAGCAUGUACCUCCCAGUCUGCCUGCAUCACACAGGCCAAAAGCGUCCAGAACUACCACAUGAAUUCCAAUGGCUGGUGUGAUGUUGGAUACAAGUAAGAUGGCAGAAUGUUGGGCAUUUGUAUUGUUUGUGCUUAUUUUAGAUGCACGUGUGGGCUAUGUAUAUUGUUUUUUUUAGUGCCAUUUCUUUUGGGUUUAGGUAUGGAUAAUAUGAUAAUGCAUAUUGUCUUUUGUCGGGGUUUGCUUUGGUUCAGAGGAUGUGAAAUGUAUGUUCUCUUUUUUGGUGGGGACUGUUUCUUGUGGAAUUCCUCUGAGUGUUUGUAUGGAAAGAUCUAGUGAAAUAGCCAUAAGGAGUAAAAAGGGGAAUCGGCAAUAGAUACUUUGUAACUCAGGUCUACAUUCUGUACCCACCGAGGCGGAAAUGGACAAACUCUGACACAGCAGCUGCUGUGAACUACAUUAACACUUUUCACACAGUAUAACCUUUAUAAAACCAAAAUGCAGAAUAGAUUACAAUUUAUUACAGCCAAGAUGUGCUUAGUUGAAGCCGAUCUGUCACCUUUUAUGCCUCCAUGUGCAUGAUACAUCCAUAUAACAUAUUCUUAAUCAUUAUCUAUAACCCCUUAAGGACACAUGACAUGUGUGACAUGUCAUGAUUCCCUUUUAUUCCAGAAGUUUGGUCCUUAAGGGGUUAAAGUCAUUUGUAUUUAUAUUUAGGCCACAUAAUGGCACAGGCUUAAUUACGGCAAUAAAUUAAUUUGACAUUAAGGUGUGUUUUUCAACUGGACACAUAUUCACCCAUCUUUUGUAUACAACAGCUUCCUGGUGGGCGAGGACGGAAACGUUUAUGAAGGACGUGGGUGGACAUCAGUUGGAGCACAUGCCCCAAAUUACAACUCUAACUCCAUCGGUAUCAGCGUAUUCGGAUCCUACACCAGUAAGUCAGGAAGAGAAAGUAGACUGUAUGUAGGUUGGGCACAUGGUGACAAUCAUGGGAUGGCCACCAAGGGGAUGAUGGAAAGAGAAAUAUAAUUUACAUUGCUUCUUACACUGAUAGGUGUGUUUAAUAUCAAGAUAGUAAUAGUAUUAGGUAGAAAAACAAACACAUCAUCGCUCUUAACCCCUUAAGGACCAAACGUCUGGAAUAAGGGGUCAAAGGGUCAUUCCAGUUACCUCCCUGCCCAUUUCAAUGUAGUAUGGAGAAGUGGCUGAACCCCUGCUACAAAGUACAUGUUUACGGUAUAUUAUUGUAACCACAGACACUGCUUUACUAAACUGUACAAAAGCAAUUAUUUGUCCACGGACCUUCUGGCUAUUUGUAAUUCAUGAAAGCAUAUAGUCCAUUGGAGACAGUAUAGGAUUUGUAAAUUUUCUAGUUUGUCUGUUCGUUAUUGCAGAGAGAAACUAGAAAUGUAGUGUCAUUCUGCAAGUGAUUAUUGAAGUGUGUGCAAAAAACAACAACACACAUCUGGUAUUUCAAAAACUGUUUGAGAAAAUGAUUAUUUAGUACCCAGUGUGUCCUUUUAAUGGUGCUUGAUCAAUAAAUUCUGGUAACUUUUUCAGGUAGAACCCCCAACACCGCUGCCCAGAAUGCAGUUAAAAACCUCAUCAGCUGUGGGGUCUCCAGAGGCUACAUUAAAUCCGCCUACAUCUUGAAAGGACAUCGCAAUGUGACCGCCACUGCCUGCCCUGGGAACACCUUCUACAGCACCGUAACAACCUGGCCACGCUUCCAGGCCUAAGUCCUUAGGAACCACUUUGGAAUUGAGACCUUGGCUGAGUGAAUCAUCAUGGACCAGGUUCCAUCGAUUUCAUGUCACAGCUGCUCUUACAUUUCCAACGUUCUAAAAUUUGUAGACAAGAAAAACAUCUAUUUUUCCUAUGCAGUUGUGUGUGAUUUUCUAAAAGAAAUUGAGGCGCAGUAUGUAGAGAAAAGGCGUUUUAGCUUUGCAGAAAUUGCUGUGAAUUUAUUAAUGACAAAACAAUAAAUAAUGGUCCAAAAACCAAAGGUUCUUUGUACAGUCUUUAUAAUCCAUUGUCUGUAGAUUGGGCUACGUCUCUCCCGAUGAACUAUCACUGCUAGGAUUGGAUCACCACAUUCAUGACUCCAAAUAUCGUAUGGCAGUUAUUAUGCAAGAAACGUCCACACACUUUCCUAACUAAACACCUGUUGUCUCACGGCUUACUCACUCAAGUGAGAUUUAAAGGAAACUUUAAAUUUAAACUAGCUGAACUGAACUGACUUGAAGAAUGUUUUUCCCGUUUGGCUAUUUUGAGUUUAAAUUUAAAACUCACUUUGAAUUCACCCUAUCCCAUACAGGACAUAUAUGUCUUCAUUUUAUAGCCCUCUUUUUUGUUUUUUUAUUUUAAUAUGUUUUAGCUCCGAGAAGCUAGGACAGGGGUUGUGAAGCUGAGCGAGUAGUAGUACUGACAUUCUCAUCCAUUCAGCAAUUCAUACUGAAUACAAUCCCCCUGUCUAUCCUGAGCUACAGAUCUCUUAUUGAAGAAACAGUUCUUCUUCACAAUAUAGUUCAAAGGUAAUGCCGCUACAGAAAAAAAACCCAAAAAAAAACACACCGAAAGUGCUGCACAGGGCUAUUCACUAAAAAUGUAUUUGGACACUCAAAGUGAAAUUCUACAUUUUGGUCAAUGUUGUGGACAAAAAUAUUAACCCAAAUUAUAUUAGUAAAAUGCCUAUUUACUCAACAUACCUACAAUCAGCAUUAUUCAACUUUCUAUGUGAUUACCUAAAAUGGCCGCUAGGGAGUUUCCCCUUUAACAUCAACUAACACCCUCAUUAACAAGAUGGCGCUGGAAUCUGGGGGAGACCUCCAAGAUACCAGUGACAUCACCCCCUGUAGGCAGAGCACUAGAUGAACCACUUAACACCUAACCGAUUAUUGAUGUAUUAUUCUAAUUUACUCUGUGACAAUGCAUAAGAUGUAAUUUUGCUUUAUAGGGGACAUGUUGUCCCCCUUGAAUAAACAUUCCUCAAGUUUUUCAUUAACCCGAAACUUGUGUCUGG